AUGGCUCCCAUGCGCCUUGUAAUCGUCGUUACUUUUGCGCUGUACUGCAGCAUCUCAGCCCAAUAUGCCGGAAUGGAAUUACCAGCCGGCCUCAGUCCACGGUACUACCUAGGUGGAUUGAUAGAGAGACAAAGUGGAGUCUGUGUGGACAGUUCAAAAGAACAUUCAUGUCUUGAUGUCGGUAAUGCAUCAAGCUGUUGCGAGAACGACAACUAUUGCAUGAUAGACACGAGCUUCAACGUCCAAUGCUGCGCAAUAGGAUCGAACUGUGGCAUCACAGCCUGCGAUUCGGCCCACUACAUCUGUCCCUCGACAGUCACAAGUAGCGGCACCGCAACAGUAACAGCAGCAUGCUGUCCACGAAGCUGUCCUACCACAAGCCAAUUCAAAUGUGAUGCUUCUCUCGGCGGAGGAUGCUGUGGCUAUGGAUCUGUCUGCGCAUCUGGGAAUAAAUGCAUCUCAACGGCUACGCCCACGACUGUAGCCGUCGUCUCGCAGAUUCCAAGCGGAUGUACGACCAGCCAGCUUGCGUGCCCGAGUUCCAUCGGCGGAGGAUGCUGCAAUAUAGGCCUUGCUUGUACGGUAGUAGAUAACACGAACUACUGCGCUGCUCCAACUGGAAUGGCGACAAGAACUGGCGCAAACGGUAUCCUAGCCACGGCGGUACCGAAACCGUCCUCUGGUCUCUCGACUGGAGCAAAAGCCGGGAUAGGUGCUGGAGUAGCGGUGGGAGCUUGCGUGGCUGUGGGCAUUUUCCUGUGGUUCUGUCUAGCUCACAGGAAAAGUUCUAGGAGCAAUCAAUCUGUGGUUACGGCAUCUGGACCUGAGAUGUCCCAAGGCUCUGAAACGGGCAUAACGAGGCCGGGGCCAGGAAGACAGGCCUCGGAUUAUUUCGGGCCUGUUGCAGCUCCUGGUCCAUUCACUGACAGUCCAAUUUCUCCUGCGUCGAGAAGCCCAGCUGGCUCGAGAGGUGUUCCUGCUAAUCCUCAGAGUCCGGGGGAUAUCACUACACCAGUUGAGAUCGAUUCGAGGGAUCACUCUAACGUUACUUCGCCUGGAUUGUUCGAAUACAGCAAAACUGCAGGAUCAACAACAUAUCCUGUCGAACUGCCUUGA
Messenger RNA from Cadophora gregata, 1116 nucleotides. RefSeq lists its product as uncharacterized. The transcript has 2 exons. The record is from RefSeq and is a predicted model, not a curated record. Lineage: Eukaryota; Fungi; Ascomycota; Leotiomycetes; Helotiales; Ploettnerulaceae. The coding region runs from base 1 to 1116 and encodes 371 amino acids.